UUGGUGGUAGAAUCGGCGUCGCAAGCGCAGGAGUACGGUGACCUGGAGAUCGACGCCAAGUCGCCGGUGAACGCGGACCUGCUGUUCGAUGCCCAGCACAACAUGCACCUGUACGUGAUGACCGAGAAGAAGAUCUCGAAGGUGAAGGUGCAAGAGUGCACGGUGUACAAGACCUGCUGGGAGUGCCUGAACGCCAAGGACCCCUACUGCGGCUGGUGCUCGCUCGAGAACAAGUGCAGUCUGCGAAGCGACUGCCAGGACGCGGCAAAGGACCCGCUCUACUGGAUCUCCUACAAGAGCGGGCGCUGCACCACCAUCACCAACGUCAAUCCAGACCAACUGCAGAGGACGACCGCCAGGACGCUCGAGCUCGCUAUCGAGAACCUGCCCAGUCUCAGCGGCCAGUUUCUCUGCGCCUUCUCCGCGCUCGACAAGACGCUCAUCACCAAUGCCACCAGGAAGCCGUAUGGGGUCAACUGCACGACGCCGCGCACGGACCUACUGCCGCCGAUCCCGCCGGGCCAGCACCACUUCACGGCCAAAUUGUCGGUGCGGAUGACCAACGGGCCGGACCUCGUGGCCACGGACUUCACCUUUUUCGACUGCAGCACGCACAGCUCCUGCACCCAGUGCGUCUCGUCCAACUUCCCGUGCGACUGGUGCGUCGACGGCCACCGCUGCACUCACGACACGGCGGAGAACUGCCGCAACGACAUCCUCGUCACCGGCGUCAGUAGGCUCGGACCGAGUUACCGCAGCGGACCGGCUUUCUGCCCCACCAUCAAUGCCACGGAUUCCAAGGAGAUCCUCGUCGCUUCCGGCGUUAAGAAGACCAUCCGCGCCAAGGUUCACAUCAUCGGGCAAUUCAUCAUACAGACCCGCUUCGUCUGUCAGUUCAACAUCGAAGGGCGCGUGACGAGCGUGAACGCGCGCCUCCUCGCCGAUACGAUCUACUGCGACGACACCGAGUUCUCGUACACGUCGCGUGCGCCCAACAUCACGGUGCCGUUUGCCGUCAUCUGGGGCGGUUCCAAGCCUCUCGACAAUCCCGAUAACAUCCACGUGGUGAUCUACCGCUGCCGCGACAUGGCCGAUAACUGCGGCAUGUGCCUGGCUCUGGCCGAAAAGUACGGCUGCGGUUGGUGCAUGACCUCCGACAGGUGCGAGGUGAAGGAGCAGUGCGACAAGGGCAGCGGCACCUGGCUGGACCGAAACCAAACCUGCCCCAAUCCCGAAAUCCUCAAGUUCGAGCCGAUGAUGGGCCCGUGGGAAGGCCACACCAACAUCACCAUCACCGGCAUCAAUCUCGGCAAGACCUUCAAGGACAUCUACAAUGGAGUUACCGUCGUCGGAUUGACCUGCCAGCCGUACGAGGAGCUGUACAUCCGCACGAAACAGAUCGUCUGUCGUGUGGACGGGCCUGGCGAUAACAAGAUUCGCCAUGGACCGGUGAUCGUUAAAAUUGAGGACUUCCGCGGACAGUCGAAAGAGGAGUACCAGUUCGUCGAUCCCAAUAUCACUGCCAUCACACCGACGCACGGCCCCGUCAGUGGUGGCACUCGGCUGAAAAUCAACGGCCAGUACAUGAACGCCGGCAGCCGCAUUCAGGCCUUCAUCGACGAGUUACCAUGCGAAAUCAACAACACCGAGCACGACGAAGUGCUUUGCAUUACGAGCGCGAGCGACAGACCGCGAGCUGGCACCGUCAAGAUGCACUUCGACAAGUCGGAAAGACGAUUCAUGGGCGUCUACGAGUACGUCGAGGAUCCCAAGAUCGAGACCGUCGAGAGUGGUGUCGACGGCGGCCAAAUCAAGGUGCCCAAGGGCAUCCCAUCCGGCGGUAUAAAAAUCAGCAUCACCGGCCACAAUCUCGCUUAUAUUCAGAAGCCUGAGAUGUACGUGUACUACGAGGGCAAACAGUACUUCUCGCAAGCCUGCACCAUUCUUAGCCAGACCAACAUGAUUUGUAAGUCGCCAGAGAUCGACGUGCCACCUGGUAUCCUCGAUGCUGAGAAACCUCUGCAUUUGGAGUACGGUUUCCGCAUGGACAAUGUUGCCAGAGUACAGAAUCUCACCCAACAGGGACUCAAUGCUUUCCUACUGUAUCCCGACCCGGUUUACGAUGCCUUCGACGAGGAAGUCAAGUACUAUAAGAGCGACUAUUUGAACAUCAAUGGCAUGCAUCUCGACCGAGCUUGUCAAGAGUCCGACGUGAUGGUCAAGAUUGGCGAUAGCUACUGCAACGUCACCUCGCUAUCUCGAUUCCAACUCACCUGUCGUCCGCCACCCACUCAGCCGCCUACUCUUGACUCGUCUGGCAAUCCUAGAUCGGAGCUACCCGAAGUCGUGGUCAUCGUUGGCAACAAUCUUAAGUACAAAAUCGGCAAGCUAAGUUACGCCCUACCAGCCGGUCUAAACAGUCCGCUUUCAAAGCCAGCGUUGAUCGGCGUGAUUGCUGCAAUUGUCAUUCUAGUCAUCGUGUUCAUUGCCUUCCUCAUCGCCUACAGGCGCAAAUCUACCGAGAGCAAUCGUGUGCUCAAAAACAUGCAAGAACAGAUGGACAUACUGGAGUUGCGCGUCGCUGCCGAAUGCAAGGAGGCUUUUGCCGAAUUGCAGACCGAGAUGACGGAUCUCACGGGCGAUUUGACCAGCGGUGGCAUUCCGUUCCUCGACUACAGAACCUACGCAAUGAACAUACUCUUCCCGUCGGAUGACAAUCAUGUCGUGCUGCAGUGGGACAGACCCGAGCUCGUGCGCAAAGAGAAGGGAUUGAGACUGUUCGGACAGCUCAUUAUGAAUAAGACAUUCCUCCUGCUGUUUGUCAGGACCCUCGAAAGCAACAGAUAUUUCUCCAUGAGGGAUCGAGUCAAUGUUGCCAGUCUGAUUAUGGUUACGCUGCAGAGUAAGAUGGAGUAUUGCACAGAUAUUCUGAAAACCUUGCUUGCCGAUCUGAUUGAGAAGUGUAUGGAGGGUAAGAGCCAUCCUAAGCUGCUGUUGCGACGAACGGAAAGUGUGGCCGAGAAAAUGCUGACUGCGUGGUUUACAUUCCUGUUGUACAAGUUCAUGCGAGAGUGCGCGGGCGAACCGUUGUAUUUGCUCUUCCGUGCCAUGAAGCAACAAGUCGACAAGGGGCCAGUCGAUGCCAUCACUUCAGAGGCUAGGUACUCGCUCUCCGAGGAGAAGCUUAUUAGACAGUCGAUUGAAGUCAAAGCGAUGACGGUAUACGUAUCCAUUUCGCAGCAAGCGGUGUUUGUCGGGGGCAUGGAUCCCAACACUGAAAAUGUUCCAGUAAAAGUUUUAGACUGUGAUACUAUUUCUCAAGUCAAGGAAAAAGCACUCGAUACCAUAUAUAGAUCUACACCAUAUAGUCAGAGACCAAGAAAAGAUGAUCUUGAUCUUGAAUGGAGAACAGGAGCCUCUGGUAGGCUUAUUCUGUACGACGAGGACACGACUACAAAAAUGGAAGGCGAGUGGAAGAAGCGCAACACACUCAAUCACUACCGAGUGCCCGAUGGCGCGUCACUGAACUUAGUCCCCAAGCAAUCAUCUAUCUACAAUCUCUCCAUCCUUUCGGAAAAGACAGACAAGUCUCACAAAUAUGAAACUUUGAACCUCAGCAAAUUCAGCUCGGCAAGUCCACCCUUAUCUCGCGCCACAUCACCGUUGAAUCACGACCACGACGGUGGCCUGAAAGUCUGGCAUUUGGUUAAACAUCACGACAACGAUGCACAAAAGGAGGGUGAACGUGGCAAUAAAAUGGUUUCUGAGAUUUAUCUUACGAGGCUUCUCGCCACUAAGGGUACAUUACAGAAAUUCGUCGAUGACCUAUUUGAGACAAUAUUUAGCACCGCACAUCGUGGCUCCGCUUUGCCACUUGCCAUUAAGUAUAUGUUCGAUUUCCUUGACGAUCAAGCGUUACAUCACCAGAUUUGCGAUCCUGAGGUCGUGCACACGUGGAAGAGUAAUCUUCUACCGCUCAGAUUUUGGGUGAAUCUCAUCAAGAAUCCUAAUUUCAUUUUCGAUAUUCACAAGUCAAAUAUCGUCGACGCUUGCUUCUCCGUUGUCGCGCAAACCUUUAUGGACAGUUGCUCUACGUCUGAUCACAGAUUGGGUAAGGACUCGCCAAGUUCAAAACUACUUUAUGCCAAGGACAUUCCAAUUUAUAAAGAGUGGGUGGAGCGCUACUACGCGGAUAUCAAGAUGAUGCCAGCCAUAUCCGACCAGGACAUGAACGCCAUGCUCGCAGAGGAAUCAAGACUGCAUACAAACGAAUUCAACACAAAUUGCGCCCUGUACGAGCUAUACACGUAUGCGAGCAAGUAUAACGAGCAACUGACGGUUACUUUGGAAGAAGACGAGUUCUCAACGAAGCAGCGAUUGGCGUACAAGCUCGAACAGGUGCACAACAUCAUGGCCGCGGACGGGAAUCCAUGAUGUCCCGUUUACACUAGCAAGCACUCAAAUAAACCGGCGCGCAAUGAACUGGCCUGCUGAGGCUUGAGGAGCUCGACGUUGGGUCGUCCGGUUCCUGCAACACCAGGCAACAGCAGCAGCCUUGACGCCCACGUCGAUGAUUACUGGCACGUCUCGGGCUUACUCGACGCUGAACACCAGUACCUCUUGGCCUCGCCGCCGCCGGCUAAACGGCCUGACCCUACGACUCCGAGUGCGAGCUACAGAUAAGCACCAUGCAGCUGGUGGUUUAUCAUUUUAGCAUAUAGAGUGUGCGUCUCUUCGCUAUUUUUCCUCGUGAACGCUUAUACCUUACAGUGCCGACGAGUGAAGUUUUUGUGCGCGAAGAGUGUGUUUAUACGCAAGACGAACUGCUUAUAAUUGUACCUAGAUUUAAAACGCGUGUAUCUUGUGAGUGUGAUAGAGGGUAUACAUUCAACCCUCUCGGCUGGAUAACAAUUCCGGUUUAUCCUUCUAGUGUAUACACUGUGAAGCUAGCUUCUCGUCUGGUUUCCUUAGGAUGAAUCGACUAGUUUAGCAAUAUACGAGCAACUGCUCGAGUGGUUUUCAUGUUUUCAAUUUUUCUUUUGUAUUAUUUUAUAAUUUUCAAGAGUAUAUACACAAACACAUCCCACACACGCGAAAGAAAGCAAUUUUUUAUAUUAUUAUUUUUAUUGUAUAAAUUUUGUAAAGUCUUUUUAUACGAAACAAUAGGCGUGACGUUGAUUUUUAAUCGUUUUUUUUUUAUUUUUUAUCGUGUACCAAACUAACUCAUUAAAGGCUCAAUUAUUGUGGGAUAAGUUUGCGUGAAUUCAAUUGAGCAGACUGAUCGGUUGUUGUUUCUUGGUUGGAGAAGAAAUUUUGUAUAUUUGUGCAAGUCACUGCCUCCCUCCUCCCAAAAAAUAAAUAAAUAAAUAAAUAAUGAAACGGCCAAGCUAUGAGUUAGAAAGAUUAACAAAAGAGAGAAAGAGGUGUCUUGAACGAAUACGCGUUUCCAUCCACUGAAAUCGUUUGAACAAAUAAAGAAAAAAAUUACAAAUAAAUCUAAAAAUAUGGUCGUCGUGAUAAGAAAAUGAAUAUGUACGUAAGUCAUCGAUAAUCGCUAUUGUCUUGAUCGACACAAUCGAUGAAGAAAAUAUAAUAAUUAUAUUAUUAUUAUUAUGAUAAUUAUAUUAUAUACAUGGAUGGUAUGUCAUUAUGUAUAUGUGUACAUAUAUACACACUUAUUACAGCGAGCGCGCGUGUUUAUGUAUAUAUAUUUAGGUUAGUAAAUAUCAUCACCGUUUACAAAAAGAAGAAACAGUCUCUCCCAUUCGUCUCCCAUUCUUACGAUAUAACGUGAAUUGAUUUCUUUUUAUCAACGACAGAUCUGGCUUCAAAAGUUUUGGAGAACUUAAUUAAAUUAUAAAAAUAAAAUCGAGUAACUAAAAACAAAAUAUCAAACGAUAUGUUUAAGAAAACUUUGCAGUGUACUCUUUUCUAUUUCGAAUAUAGCAUUUCCAAUAUAAGUAAUUGUAAUGAUAAAUUUUCUUUUAUUACAAUUUCACGAUUAUCAAAAUAAAGAAGUGCCAUUAUAAAUAGAAAAAAGUGAAACACGCAAAGAAUGUUAUCACUAGUUAGUGUAAUUGCUCUUGUAGAUUGAGGUCAGAAGGCUGUCAACUAAGCAUUCCGUGAAUAAAAAAAUACAAACGAGAACACGAAUAGUGGGAGUCGGGUAGGGAAAAGCUGAUAAAAUAAAACAGCUGACAAAAAAAAUAUGAACGAAUAAUAAAAAAAAUUAAUAUUGAAAUAAUAAAUGUGUAAGCGCGAACCAAACGCAUUUUUUCAACAACAGACUGUGUAUUAGAUAGUAGAUUUAACUUGCAAACAAACAAAGAAAGCGUCAAAUAAAACGUAUUUGAAGUAUGGCCAAGUAUACGGCCGGUUCGAUGUCACGAUUGUGCUGAGUCUAUUGUGUGCUUCCUCUAACGCUCUUGUCAAAAAACUAUCGUCUCGUUUAUUUGCAUGUUCUAUUUGAGAUUCAAUUAUUAAUCUUUCAAUGACCAAUGAUAAUUAUAUAAACGCACAUACAUCAAGACUUGAAAAGCAAGUGAAAUCAAGUUUUUCCGAAUUUCUUACACAUAUAACUAACUAUUUUUACCUUAUGAAGGUCAUUUUGAAAAGAAAAACAAACCACACGCACCACAAUCGUAUCAUCGUGUCAUUAUUGUCAUUCGCUGUCAUUGUGUCUCACACCGCCAUAAGAGUUUCGGACCGAAGUAAUAAGGGCCUUUGACUCGCAAUUUUUAAACUCCUACAAACUAUUCUUAUCCUUCCUUGUAUUCCUUACCAUUCUUAUAGAACGAAAGUAACGAGUCCAGUUUCUAUCGACCCUCGAUCCUCAAAAAAUCCUUUUAUAAGUAUUCAGCUUCAAUGCCUCCGUCGUCAUGUUGUUGUCACUCUUAAUUAUUAAUAAUUGUAAUAUAUAUAUAACAAAAAAUAACGAUCACUGUUGAGUAUUGUCUGAUUGUAAUAACAUUGAUAUUAAAUCGAUAUGAAUUGAUAAUCAUAAAUUAAACGUCGACAUUACUUCGUGGAUAUAUUCAUAAGAAUAAAAAUUUGGUGUGGUGUGCCUGGCUGUGCGAUAAUAUAAAUUUCUAAUUACUUUGGCUAAAAAUGUUCAAAGAACAUGCUUUAAAGGUUUUUAAAUUUAUCAGCUGAUUUUUUAUAUUCUGGUUUAUUUGAUAAUGUCCCUUUUACAAUUUUAUAAACGAUUUUUACGUUUCCAAAUAAUUCAUUGUAAGACUGUUUUGUCGACAUUACAAAUUGUAAAUAUUAUUUUAUAAUUAAGAUAUAAUUUAAAAAUUUUAAAGCAUUUCUGGAAACACGCAAACGUAACUCUUGUACGCGUGUUUGUACGCUGUUGAUAAAAUAAAGAUUUGAAUGUCCUGUGCGUCAAUUCAAUGUGUAAAUCGUGCAGCGGAGAAAGUAUUUAUUGCGCUGGAUAAGGAAUGAAACAAGAGUAAUCGAUUUUUUUUUCUGAGCGUGUGUAGCCACAGUAAAUCAGGAAAAAUGCGAGCGUGAUUGAUAUCAGUGGGAGCGAUGGAAGAAAAAUUUGCUAGUAAUUGCCAGAAUGUAAAACUCGACGUUUUAUAUAAAGUCUCCUUUUUUGUAAGACACUUUUUGUCCUGUUUCAUAUAUAAAGAAGAAGCAAAAAUGUUUCAUUCUAACAUUCAUUUUUUUUUUUCUUCAGCCUUUACCAUGUCAUACUUAAAACAUCAUUUAUCCGUAUUUGUAUCUACUAAUUCUAUCAAUUUACAUGUAAUAUUUUCUAUUCUUCUUCAAUCUUUCACCACAAGAUGACUAAGAAAAUCUCAUAACAAUAUAAAUUCAUUAAGGAGAAAAGAAACUAAAAACAGUAAUUUUGGGGCUAUUGCGUUGUUUUUAAAGGGCAGACAGGGUUGCGUAAAUCGAAUAUAGGCCAAAAAAUAUAAAAAUAUGACUACUCGUUAAACAAAAUAAAAAAGUAAUGAAUUCGUGAUUGUCUUAUGGUUUUCUAAAAAGAAAUUGUCUAAUGGUACUAAUAAACCCAAAGUGCCUCUGGUAGAUUUUUGGGCAUAAAAUCGAGUGAUAGCAGCAACAAUUUUUUACGCAAGAAAAAGAGGCAAGGGGGAGAAGGUCAAAUAAAAAAAUUAAAUUUAAUAACUAUUAUCAUGAGCUGGGAAAUCACCGAAGAAUUAUAUUCUAUCAAUACCGUAUAAAACAUCAUCAUUCGCCGUCAUCUCAUUUCACUAUCGAUAUACAUUUGUCAAAGCUUUUUGAACUCACGUUUGACUAUAAAUCGGUGUAAUAUCAAAUAAUACCUAAAUAGUUGUUAAAUAUUAUGAUAACAAAAAUAAGAAUAUUAAUAAAUGAAUGAAUAGCGCGACGAUAAACAAAUUAACUGAUGGAACUAAAAACUAGUAUUAAAAUUAUUCUAAAAGCUUAACUUUAAAUUAUUGGUGAUGAUAAUUUUUCGAUAUUUUUCUCUACUCGAUUAACGAAAUGAAGUUACAAAAAAUCAAUUAACUAGUUGAGAAUUCUAAUUUUGAAAAGUGUAAAUAAUUAUUUGAGUACCUGAUUCUAAAUAUCAAAAGAAUUAGAUCAAGCAAUUUAUUGAAAAAUCAAUUUCAACAACACAUCGUUCUUCAAUUCUGUGUGGAAUAUUUUUAGUUUAGAUAAAAAGCAAUGAAUAUAUAUUGACUUAUAUAUUAUUCUUCUAAUCGUAACUCACAAAACUAUUGAAAUCUCCGAGGAUUUUUCUUCGAGGCUGAAGUUUAUCUCUCAGCGAUAGAAAGCUUCGUUGUAUAUGUAUGCAUAUCGUGUGUUGUAUAUAAGAAUACCAGAAUAUAAAUACGAAUAAUACUUAUAAAUAUGAAUAUGAAUAUAAAUGUACGUCUACUAUAAUUAGAUAGGCACACGAUGAUUUUUGCCAGAUGAAAAUCGCAAGUACGAGAUAGGAAGGUCAGAAAAUAAUUCAGAGAUAAAAAAAUAACACAAUGCUGUCAGUGUUGAUGACGAGGCGUUAGGAAUAACCAAUAGACUAGUCUAACUAAUUUCCAAUAACGUAUCGGUGUCUGUAUAUGCCUCCUAAUAUUUCCAGUGCAACAAGUGGCCACAUGUAUAUUAUUUUAAAAAUGAAUGUGCUUAAAAUUGAUUACUAAAUGUCGUUGUAAAUAAAUAGACAAUUCAUUUCAGCCGACUGACAUAUAUAAACAUUCCAACGAACAAUAAUACUGCAUUUAGGAAGGAAUCUGUGAUGGACUGUCACUCGAUUUUUCCUUUGAGGAUAAAAGUAAUUUGCAAAGCAAUAAAUUACGACGAAACGAGAAACCUAAAGUAAUCAAUUUUAAAAUAAGUAGAUGUGACCAUUUCGAAUAUAGUAUCUCUUCUUUAUGACAAAAUAUGCCUCAUGAAUGCGAAAAACCCUAUAGGUACAAUUUCUCUUCAUACCGAUAAUUUCACUCUGACGAGAGAAUAACGUAAAAGCGAUUCGCGGGUGAUCGACGUACGUAGAUUUUAAAUAAACAUUUGAUAUAUUAAACGAGAAAAGUAUGAGAAUAUGAUAGGACAACUCAAAGCUAAAAGCUGCCUGAAUUUUUUUACGCAAGCUAAACGAAAAGACCAAUAUCAUCGACGCAUUUUUACCUUAAAUACUAACUUUUUACUUGUCAAUUACCUUUCAACCCUGUCAGAAAUAAUUUAUGCAUAAAAUUAUAAUGAAUAGAAAUAGUUAAUAACAUUUGCUAACAGUUAUUUAGUUAUUUACAAUUUAUAACCGUUUAUCAACAUAAGAUUUUUUUAUACAUAUAAACAGUUAUUUUCUGUUAAAAAAACUGGCAUUAUUGAAUAAUAAUAGUUUUGUUUAGUAACUAAUGGUUAUUUGUAUUUUUAUUCACCAAAAUAAAUUUAUUUGGAGAAACAAUGGAUGCAAAUAACUAUAAAUAUCUGUAAAUAACAGUUAUUGCCAAUUACCUGUUGAAAUAAAAAAUUAGUAACUAUUAUUUGCAAUCAAUUUUAAUUAUUAAUUUAUACCAAUACCAGGCGCAAAAGAAAUACUCGUAGGUAGAAAAAAUUACACGAUAAUAACAAUAUAUAAGUAUUUAAAAUAAUUCUUAAUUAUCACACAUGAUAACUAUUUAAUACAAUUGUAUACAAUUGUAUAUAUUUUUGAAACUGAUUUAAAAAUUUCAUAAUUGCUAUUAAUAGCAAAUUUUUUUAUGAUAAAGAGGUGCAUUUCCGAAAUUAUCUAUAACUGUUAAUAAUUGCAUAUAAUUAUUACUGACGAAAAAAAAACUGUUAAUAACUGUUAUAUGUGUCUAAAAUUUGACGUUUAUAAACUAUUUGAAACUGCAAAUAACUGCGUGCCAUAGUUUUACGCAAAAAUUAUUUCCAACGGGGAAGCGUUUUAACGAGUUUUUUAAAUCGAUGUACACACGACUUUUAUAUAUUCACGAAAAAUAAAUGUUUACCUCUUUGGUUACAAAAAAAUCUCAUGAUGAAAAAUUGUGAAAAAAACCAAACGUAAUUACACUUCUUAUCUUUAAACGAAAUUAAAAUGAUGUUCAUGUGUAAAGCGGAAAUCCUUUCAGCCUGAGUUCUCGUUCUUCGAGAAAAAAUAAGUCAAAAGCACGUAAACAGAAGUAAAAGGAAAUUUUAACGAAGGCUAUGUGAAUAACUAGAGCGAAACCUGCAAAAAUCGUUGGAUUGUGAAUUGCCGGGGCAAAGAGAAAACUAGAAAAAAAAUUUCUCUCCAGCCGCGACCCUCUUUUUAUACCAUUCAUUUUCCACAUGUCAAUCAUUCUAACAAGAAGCACACGAGAGAGAAAAAGAUAGAGGGCGGACGAAAACUAACAGAGACUGAAUGAGAGUACGCAGAGUGAAUUUGCAGAUACGAAAGAAAAAGAAGAACAAUUGAAAGAGCAAAAAUAUCCACCGUACGGAAUGGUUAGUGCUUUUUUCAGACUUAGAUAGAAGCUUCUUGAGUUUUAUCGAUAGUCACGUUCCUUUAGCCACUCACAUGAGAUUAUGAUAUGCUAUUAAGUGGAGACAUAUACAUAAAUAAAAGAGAAAAAAAAUAACAAAAUAAAUUAUCGUGUAUGUAUACCGCAUGAGAAAAAAGAAAAGAUUUCCUGGACGAAGCAAUUAUUUUGUACUUGUUUUGUAAUCUUAAC
Molecule: messenger RNA, 11144 nt
Organism: Phymastichus coffea
Lineage: Eukaryota; Metazoa; Arthropoda; Insecta; Hymenoptera; Eulophidae
Gene: PlexA
Product: plexin-A2
Exons: 9
Biological process (GO): regulation of cell migration; regulation of GTPase activity; motor neuron axon guidance
Cellular component (GO): semaphorin receptor complex
Molecular function (GO): semaphorin receptor activity; protein binding
Source: RefSeq, a predicted model, not a curated record